Sinocyclocheilus anshuiensis is the source of this 3286-nucleotide messenger RNA. Its product is annotated as myotubularin-related protein 3-like. Bases 63 to 3077 code for a protein of 1004 amino acids. The transcript is spliced from 17 exons. Gene Ontology annotation, molecular function: phosphatidylinositol-3,5-bisphosphate 3-phosphatase activity; metal ion binding; protein phosphatase binding. The record is from RefSeq and is a predicted model, not a curated record. Gene Ontology annotation, cellular component: membrane; cytoplasm. Gene Ontology annotation, biological process: regulation of autophagy; phosphatidylinositol dephosphorylation. Lineage: Eukaryota; Metazoa; Chordata; Actinopteri; Cypriniformes; Cyprinidae.
GUAAAGUGUGUUGAAGUGAGUGCAACUAUGAUUAUAUUCAGUGAUUUGGUGUCUUGUAGUGAAUGUUAAUCACGCGUCUCUCAGGUCGGUCGGUGCGUUUGCCGUCUGUGGGACUGAGAUCCUCUCUGCUCGCUCGUCCCGGGGUCAUGGUUGAAGAGGGGCAGCAGAGUUUGGAGGCGCGGGGGAGCCCCGUACCGGUGGACGAGCAGGUCCCGUUCCCGCUGCUGCAGGGCGAGUGUGUGGAGCGUGUCGGGAGAGCAGAGGAGUCUGUCAUUGCCUUAACCAGCUACCGCCUUCACAUCAAGCUGCAGGAGAACCUCAUCAAUGUUCCUCUGCAGCUGAUUGAAAGUGUGGAGUGUCGGGAUCUGACGCAGCUGCAUCUCACCUGUAAGGACUGUAAGCUCAUCAGGUGUAACUUCCUGUCGGCGGAGCAGUGUCAGGAUUGGCUGCGGAGGGUCAGCGCAGUCGUUCGACCGCCGGCGCGGCUGGAGGAGCUCUUCGCCUUCGCCUUCCUCUCGUGUAGCGCCAGCGUCUCCGCCGAGGACAGAGAGGUGCAUGAUGGGAUCUGCCGUGCAGGAGGACACCAGCGGAGGUUCAAGCGAGAGUUGGAGAGGAUGGGCUUCGACAGCCACAGUGCCUGGAGAAUCUCCAACAUCAACAGCAACUACAGGCUUUGUGCCAGUUACCCAGAGCAAAUAAUGGUGCCUGCUGCGGUCAGCGACCAGGAGCUGGAGAACGUGGCAGCGUUUAGAUCGUGGAAGAGGAUCCCGGUUGUUGUUUACAGACACCAGAGUUCGGGCGCUGUGAUUGGUCGAUGCGGGCAGCCAGAGGUCAGCUGGUGGGGUUGGCGUAAUGCUGACGAUGAGCAUUUAGUACAAGCCAUCGCUAAAGCCUGCGUCACGGAUCCGGCCGCAAACACAGCGCAGGCUAACGGCUCCUGCCUUCACCAUCACAGCAGCGGUGCGCUCAGUGACUCUGAUCCUCACACGGCCAAUGGGAGCGCAGAGGCGGAGCCAAAGACCACACCCCCUCAGAAGCUGUUAAUAAUGGACGCACGCUCGUACGCUGCUGCAGUAGCCAAUCGGGCGAAAGGAGGCGGCUGUGAGUGUCCAGAGUAUUACCCCAACUGUGAGGUGAUGUUCAUGGGAAUGGCCAACAUCCACUCCAUCCGGAAGAGCUUCCAGUGUUUGCGGACGCUCUGCGCUCAAGUCCCCGAUCCGGUCAAUUUCGUGGACCAGCUGCUGGGGGUGCGUGUAUAUGUUUUAGGGGUCGACCGAUAUGUGUUUUUCAGGGCCGAUGACGAUACGAUUAUUACAGACCUAGCCAACACCAAAGGUUUUCAGGUGCUGGUAGAGGCCGAGUGGUUGGAUUACGGUCAUAAGUUCGCCGACCGCUGCGGUCACGGCGAGAACGCGUGCGAUCUGAACGAGCGCUGUCCCGUGUUCCUGCAGUGGCUCGACUGCGUUCACCAGCUCCAGAGACAGUUCCCAUGCUCCUUCGAGUUCAACGAGGCCUUUCUGGUGAAGUUAGUGCAGCACACGUACUCGUGUCUGUUUGGGACGUUCCUGUGUAACAGCGUGAAGGAGCGCGAGGAGCAGCGCGUUCAGGAGAAGACGUGCUCUGUUUGGUCUCUGCUGCGGCCCGCCAACACUUCCUUCCACAACAUCCUAUACUCGCUGCGAUCCUAUAAGGUUUUGCACCCGGUGUGUCACGUGAGGAAUCUGAUGCUAUGGAGUGCCGUCUACCUGCCAAACUCCGCCCCCUCCACGCCUUCAGACGAGUCAUGUGUGCCACACUCCGCCCCCUCAGCCUCGCCCGAGGACACACCUGUGAGCAGGUUACCAAAGACGCGGUCGUACAACGACCUGCCCACAUCCUGUGAAGGUUUGACCCCGAACCGCCGCAGCAGCGACCCAAACCUGAAUGAGAAGUGGCAUGACCGCCUUCUCGCCCUGGAGAUCAGCGUGACGACAGAAGCCUGCGGAAACCACACGCAGACGUCAGAACACGGCGGCCUGAAUCAGAGACUUGGCUUAAACACAGACGAUUCUAAAGCAUCAAACACAGAUCGUCCAGGAAACGGGGCGGAACCUUCUGUGAAUGACGGCCAAUUGCUAAACACCUCACAGGAAGUGAGAGAAGACGACGACAGGAUGCUGGAUCUUCUAAAUAACACGCCUGCCUUCAGUAUCUCAGCGGAAUCAGCUCUGAAUGCCAGUAACAGUGAGGACCAAACGUUUGAGCUUGAAGAAAAACACCUGCCUGCAUCCCAGCAUCCUUUGCCCACCAAUGAAAACAGUGAAUUAACGCCAAACGCCGACAAUGACGCACCUUAUAAAAUCACCCAUGAUCCUUCAGAAUCUAGCAGCCAGUCCUCCAUGGAAAGUUCUUCCAGUCCAAACCACACAACUCAGACUCUUAACGGCGUCUGCUCACCUUCACAGCAUCCCGUUCGUCCUCUUUUUCCGUCGGCCAAUCAGGACGCAGCGGGAGACGCUUCUCUGACGUCGCCUCACAAGCGUUCGCUGGGAGUUUCCGGGCGAUUAGGGCACCUGGAUAAGGACGGCUUGAGUCUGCACAGCGAUGCCGUACAGGUGCGUCUGCGGCAGAUGGAGGCGGGGCAUCAGCUGCAGGGGGAGACGCUGAAGAAACAGGUGCAGGAGCUCUGGAGCCGGCUGCAUGUCAACGGGAAGCUGACGUCUCUGCCGGACGGAGAGAAUAACGUGGAGUCGAGCUGUUUGCAGCGCUGUGGGAACACCGAUCUCCUGUCCGAGUCCAGCUGGGAACAGAUCGAACAACAGGACGCAGAGUGGUUCUCGGAUCACGCGGCGUCCCGCUGCUACGGGUGCGAGAGGACGUUCUGGCUGGCGGCGAGGAAGCAUCACUGCAGGAACUGUGGGAAUGUUUUCUGCACUAGCUGCUGCGACCAGAAGGUGGCGGUGUCGAGUCAGCAGCUCCGCGAGCCGAAGCACGUGUGUCAGGCGUGUUACGCUCACCUGCGGCCCUCCGCCGUCCCUCCGGCGCUCCCCCCCGCCGAGCUGGAGCUGGAGAAACCCAUCACCGCCAGCUCCAACUGAACAAACCCGCUCGACGGAAACGAGCGCUCCGUCAGAAUGACUGGCUUCUGUGCAACACUAAACCAGAUGUUUAGCAUCUGGGCUCGGAUUCAAAUUUCUUACAAUUCUAAGAAGUUCAAAAGUGCAAUUCCUGAAAAAAUGCAACUAUUUUCUUAAGAACCUCUUAUUUUUUUCUUAAGGGGAGACACUGCAGGCAAAAGCACUGUUUU